Molecule: messenger RNA, 1925 nt
Organism: Grus americana (Whooping crane)
Lineage: Eukaryota; Metazoa; Chordata; Aves; Gruiformes; Gruidae
Gene: NTMT1
Product: N-terminal Xaa-Pro-Lys N-methyltransferase 1
Exons: 4
Coding region: 874-1686 (270 amino acids)
Cellular component (GO): cytoplasm
Molecular function (GO): N-terminal protein N-methyltransferase activity
Source: RefSeq, a predicted model, not a curated record
CACUGACGUCAUCGAGAGCGCCGCCGUCUGGUUGGUUCUCGCGGCUGCCCGUCACGGCGGGGGAGGGGGGGAGGACAGAACGCGGCCGCUGCCUGAGAUCACAGCGCAGACCGGCUCCCGGCCUCACCAAGCCAAACUGGAUUUCAACCGGUGAUCUGUGAGGUGAGAUGCUGCGUCCCCCUGCUCCAUCCCCGGGCUGUUCAAGACCACGUGGGGCUACUGAAACUGCCUAAGCUGCCAUAGAAAGGUUUUGUGUCUAAUGGGAUAUUUGCCAGCAAAUUCAAGCCACGAACACUGUAUAUUUCUUUAUUUGUAAAGGUGUUUGAAGUCCUUGAAUUUACCCUUUGGCCACCUUAAAUCUAGUUUCUAAUCCCCAGUGCAGUUAAUCAAAUCCACAGUGGUUUGAAUUAUGAGAUGUCUGGGGGGGAUUUAUAGCUUGUAUUGCUGAUUAUACCUUGACUUUAUUAUAUUGCAAAUAUCUAACUUACGGUCAUGGCUGAGAUUUACAAUCCUCAGGUAGGUGCUUAGGAUAACUUUUAGCAAAUCCAGAUGUAAUUGGAGGUGACUGAUGGGGCUGUUGCCACAGAUAAACAUGUAAUCUGUAAAAUGUUAAGACAGGGAAAAAAGAGACUGAAUAGAUGAAAAGGGUGGGUCAGCCUUUAAAAUAAAUAAAUAUAUAUAUAAUGGGGUGUAUUGCUGAGCAAGGCUCUGGGAUGCCUGAUCUGGCUGAGGCAUCCCUGCCCCAGAAGUGGUUUUGGGCUUGUUGGUCUCCAGAAAAUAUCAGGAUUUAGAUCUUUGUUCCUUCUUGCUCUCAGCUAGAGGUUUUUAGGGUUUGAAAUAGCCCUGGGGAGGGGGAAGGGGUGAUAAAUAGAAAUGGAGGUCCUCAUAGAGCUGAUGCCUGCCUCCCUGGUUCGGGGUGGCCUUGUGCCCACGGCUCUUUCAGACCUGAUGGCGCUUUCUCCUCUGUCUCGGAGGAGCAGCAAGUCCUGCGCAGGCGUGUGCCCUUCAGCCAGCAUGACGAGCGAGGUGGUGGAGAACGAGUUUGAGUUUUACUCCAAGGCAGAGAAGUACUGGAAGGACGUGCCUGCCACGGUGGACGGCAUGCUGGGGGGCUAUGGCCACAUCUCCAGCAUCGAUAUCAACAGCUCCAGGAAAUUCCUGCAGAGGUUUCUGCGGGAUGGUCCCAACCGGACGGGGACAACCCGCGCUCUGGACUGCGGGGCGGGCAUCGGCCGGAUCACCAAGCGGCUGCUGCUGCCCCUCUUCAAGACGGUGGACAUGGUGGACGUGACGGAAGACUUCCUCACCAAGGCCAAGAGCUACCUGGGAGACGAGGGCAGGCGGGUGCGUAACUACUUCUGCUGUGGCCUCCAGGACUUCACCCCCGAGCCAAACUCCUACGAUGUCAUCUGGAUCCAGUGGGUCAUUGGACACCUCACCGACAACCACCUCUCCGACUUCCUGAAGCGGUGCCGUGCCGGCCUGCGGCCCAAUGGCAUCAUAGUCAUCAAGGACAACAUGGCUCAGGAGGGUGUGAUCAUGGACGAUGUGGACAGCAGCGUCUGCCGGGACCUGGACGUUGUCCGUAAGAUCAUCCGCCGGGCUGGGCUGCACUUCUUGGCCGAGGAGCGCCAGGAGAACUUCCCUGAUGAGAUCUACCACGUCUACACCUUUGCCAUGAGAUGAGGGCAGCUGGCAGCAGGAGAAGGUCUCUCCGGGGCCGGCUUGGAGCAUGGGCCAGCACAGUGGUUCCUGCUGGGGCCGGGAGGGAUGAGGACUGUGCCUUCACCACGGGGUGGCAGAGAGCAGCGAGGGUGUCGUGACUCCCUCUCUCUGGGGCUGGUGGUGAGGAUGGGGCUUUGUCUUCCACGUUGCUGCUGUUUGUGAAAAGAGGUGUUUGCCAAAUACAUUUUCCUGCUGUUGCA